Molecule: messenger RNA, 1725 nt
Organism: Metarhizium brunneum ARSEF 3297
Lineage: Eukaryota; Fungi; Ascomycota; Sordariomycetes; Hypocreales; Clavicipitaceae
Source: RefSeq, a predicted model, not a curated record
AUGGCUUCAACUGCUGCAUUGGAAACUUCUGUUACUGCGCAUAAUGAUACCGAGAAAGACGCACGGGCUAGAGGACGGCUUCUGACUCCAGAGCCAACGCCUGGAGUCGAAGAGGGGAGGGUCGCAGCAGAUUUGGCCAGAAAAGCCGCAGCCAAGCACAAUGUAGAAACACCAACAUCACCAGCCAAGCCAGCUACCGGCACAGAUGCGACGGAAGUUAAGUUGGAUGAUGUGCAGCAGGAAAUUGAACGGGUACUGCGAUGCGCUGAUGAAUCCUAUGCUGAGAUUCUGGCAGUGAGCCAGAGCUCAACGGAGGAAGAAAUCUUAGCUGCUUGGAGACGGCUUGGAUGCAUGUUUCACCCGCAUUAUUGCCAUCACAAUGAUUCCAAGGCGGCCUAUAGGAAACUUCGACGGGCGGCACGGCAGAUGGGCGUAGAUCAAGUAUUCAUCGAUGAGGUCACCCUUUGGGACGGUGAAGAGGUCCUCCCGGCAGGAGAUUCGGAAUCUGAUGAAGAUGACAACGGUAAAGACGCGCAAGGCGAUGUAACCAUGGCAGAGGACGAAGUCCCCAAGCCUCCUGCUCGAGUGCAGGAUAUUUAUCGAGAAGCGACACCUCUUCUUUACGAGCUUGGGCAUAAUCCUAGUGAUAAAGCCUUGCUUGACCAACUGAAUGGCCUUAACCACAGAAUUAGUGCCGGGAAUAAAGCUCACAAUAAAUAUGCAACAGACAAGAGUGAGAAAAUCCCAAAAUACAGGUGGCUGAUCCCCGUAAGCUUCUUCGGACCACAUUACAAAAUAGCUCUGGAGAGUUAUCAUGUUCUUCUUAAGGAUCCAAAGAACGAGGUCGCGAGAAAGAAUUUGGUGACAGAGAAAGUCCUCAUAGACGAGUAUGUUACGAAGCACCAUCUUCCUGAAGAAUGGAGUUUUGACGUGGCGGACGAUUUUCUCAAAGCAAAGCCUGUGCCUGCCAAUCCGAAUCGCAUUGACUACCCGUGGCCCACCGCUAAGGCCGCUGAUGGGUCUCUCAUCAUAGGAGUGAGACAGCAGGGGAAAUGGGGAACCCAGGUAUGCGUAGAAACUACUGAAGAAGAUGGUCGGCUAGUGCGCAGACUCGUGUCGGCCUCGAAUGUUGGGCUGCUUGAAGUGGAGCACUACAAGAGUAUGGCUGGCCACAAGAACCUAGCCGACGGUCAGUCAAAGUGGUCCGACAGGGACCGAGGUGACUUCAAGGAGCUACUUUGGGUCACGAAGUCCCAGAUUCAACUCAAAAACGUGGCUGCAAACAAGAAGGAUCCUCCAACGGACUGCUGCGUAGAGUUUCACAAGAAAGGGAUUCAUAUACUCACUGUAUCCAGUCUGAACAAGGUCCUCGGACCCGCGAGCGCAAGGGCGAAAAUUGAGAAGGUCUGUGAGCGAGACGGCACACCUACGCCGUGGAAGGCAGGAUGGGUGAGCUACUACAAUGACCCCGCCAAGGUCGAAAAGGACCCGACAAGACGUAGGGGUAUGAAGGACGCCCAAGCAGACGAGUUGGCCGUGCUCAGUCGCUCAGAUCGCCGUCGAUCGAUCAGUGACGUUGAAAGAGAUCAACGGGUUCAAGAUCUGGAGUCGAAGGUGCACGACCUGACUGACACGGUAAGCAGCUUGAAUAAAACAGUGAGCGUGCUGGCAGACAUGUUCAAGGAGUUUAUGAAGACUUCGGUAUCUGCUCCUGCACCAAAAUAA